AUGGGGAGGGGCAGAGCGAAAAAACAGACUACCACGACUCUGGCAGAACCCACAACAAAAGUUGGGUCAACAGUGUCGCCUAUAGGCCAAGGAUGUGGUGGACACCUCACACCACAGAAUCAAAUGUCUCUGAAUGUGCAAUCUCUGACAAAGGAGCAUACAGAGGAGAAGAGGAUGCAAAGCAAAGGGGAAUCGCAGGUAAUUGCAAACCCUAAUAACGCGCAUAAACAAACGGCGAUGAACACCAUGGAUACCAUGGUGACAGAGCUCGAGAACCCUACCCUGACAACAUCGGCUACUAUAGCAAUGGCAGGGGAAGGGCAGCAGAAAAUGAAUAGCACCCAGGAAACACAGCAAGUUGGAAUAACUGAAGGGAAGAAUGGUCAAACUUGGGCAAACGUAGUUGCAGGGAACCCAUUUGCUACAAGAGGUAUGAACCUAAACUACUACGCCCCAGUUUACAAAGAUGGGAAGUGUGUUGUAGCACUGGAACAAGAGGACAUUGAAGAAGAAUGUGUGAAAUGGCAGAAAUCCCUAAUCCUAUACGUGAUAGGUGAAUCACCAACAUUUGGGGCCGUUGAGAGAUUCCUCAAAAGUCUGGGUAUAUGCAGGGAAAGGCCGCAUAUGUACUACCACAAUGAUAAUUAUUUCAUCAUUCGAUUCCAAACAUUAGAGGAACGUGACCAGGUAUUGUUGUCUGGCCCCAGUACCAUCAACAACAAACCAGUUAUAAUGAAGCCUUGGACAUCAACAUUCAGCUUUAAGGAGGAGGUGUUGAAAAAUGUGCCAAUUUGGGUUAAAUUCCCAAAUUUACCGGUAGAAUGUUGGGGGAUGAAGGUUUUAAGUAAGAUUAGCAAUGGCUUAGGUACGCCCAUAUACGCAGAUGAUUGCACUACCCAUAUCACUAGGAUCUCGUAUGCUAGAGUCCUAAUAGAAAUGGAUAUAACAAAACCACUUCCUAAGACAAUGCCAGUAAAAACCCCUAAUGGAGAUUUGUUUGAUCAAAUGAUUGCUUACGACUGGGAGCCACAGUACUGUCAAAAAUGUUUGCAAAUUGGCCAUGACUGUCAUACCAAUCCUAGACCAGCAAAACAACCGAUAACACAACCACAGCCAAAUACUAUAAAACCACAAGCUACCUAUAACCAGAGAGGAGGGAAGAAUGUGCAACACUGGAGGAACAAGGGGAAUGAGCAUCACCUGGGUAGAGUGACUGCCAAUAUAACACAAGGACCUAACAAAGAAGGUUGGGCAGAGGGAAAUAACAAGGCAGCUACCAGGUCACCAGCCAAAACAAGAAGAGACGGGAAGGGGUUAUCCACCGAAAAUGGGUUUCAAGCCUUGACAGACCAUGAAUUGGUUGGGCUGGACGUAUUGACACACAUUGGAAAGAGAUCAGAACAGGGGAAAAGUAGAAAAGGAGAUGAGAACUAUAACAAUGCAUUUCCCCCAAUCCAGAAAUGA
Lycium barbarum (goji berry) is the source of this 1464-nucleotide messenger RNA. RefSeq lists its product as uncharacterized. The record is from RefSeq and is a predicted model, not a curated record. The transcript has a single exon. Bases 1 to 1464 code for a protein of 487 amino acids. Lineage: Eukaryota; Viridiplantae; Streptophyta; Magnoliopsida; Solanales; Solanaceae.